AUGGUCACUUGUUCUAACCAGAACCUUUGGUUUAUUUUGAUCUUGGUCCCACAAAGGAGGGUCCGUAAUUGUGCUUCUUCUGAGUGAGUGCAGCCGCAAUAAUUUCAACGCUGUAACUACCACCAGGGAGUUAAGCGUCCUCCAAGUUCCCCCACGUCCAAGUUAUGUUGCGUCUUCGCCGUCGAACCGACACCGAAAAAGGACGGAAAGAUGAUCCUCAAGAAACCGAGAGCGUCCAGAGCGAUGGGAGAGGUGCUGGUAAAGCCCGACCUGGCUCUGACUCGGAGCGGCAAUCUGCUCUUUCAGUCAUCGACUUCUCAUUAGCUCUUUCAUUGGUUUUCGGUGGUUGCUGCACAAAUGUCGUGGCUUAUGAAGAUCUCCUUAAAAUGAACCGUCGCAUUGGUUCUGCAUUGACGUUCUCUCAAGCACUCUUUAUCACCGUGCAAGCGCUUCCUGGUUUCCUAGAUUGGACCCAUCCGGAUCAUCUACCGCGACUGAAAAAGCGAACAGUACCUCUGCGUGUUUGGGGCAUCCAAGUUCUAUUAUCGACCACUGGAUCACUAUUGAACAACUGGGUAUUCGCGUUCAAUAUACCAUUAACCGUGCAGAUAGUCUUUCGGUCGGCAGGGCUGUCGGUUUCCAUGCUCUUUGGCUAUCUAUUUCUCAAGAAACGAUAUUCUCUAUUACAGGUCUUCUCGGUUCUUCUGGUCUCACUUGGAGUUGGCCUUGCGACAAUAUCGAAACCGUCUGCUACAGCGGCCUGGUCACAAGAUGAUAGCGCAAGAUACUUUGUUGGGAUCUCUAUGCUCGUGUUCUCGUUAUUCGUGACAGGAACCCUCGGUUUGCUCCAGGAACGCACGUACAAAGAGUAUGGGCCAUGCUGGAAGGAAGGCGUUUUUUACACACAUUUUCUAUCCCUCCCGUUUUACUCAUUGCUUGCCCCAGACAUCAUCCAGGGCUUUCGUGGUCUCUCUACAGUCCCGGCAUUCCAGCUGUAUCCAUACGUGGUCCUCACAAUCAAUCUAUUCUCUCAACUGUUCUGUGUCUCCGGAGUCAACAAGCUAACCUCUCAAGUUUCCUCAGUCUCGACCAAUCUUAUCCUUACUGUGCGUAAAGCUCUCAGUCUCUGCAUCAGCGUGUGGUGGUUCCAGAACGGGUGGAAUGCGGACCUAGUAUUGGGAGCAAGUCUAGUUUUCAUUGGCUCAAUGCUUUUUGCUCUGUGAUUUUCUUUAAAAUAGGUUUUGUUUUUGCAAGGUGAAACUAAAGUACAAAAAAUGGUAUUCUACAUAUAUCAAUCAUAUACCACGAGGCUCCAUCUCUUGAUUAA
Messenger RNA from Serpula lacrymans var. lacrymans S7.9, 1327 nucleotides. RefSeq lists its product as uncharacterized. The record is from RefSeq and is a predicted model, not a curated record. Gene Ontology annotation, cellular component: endoplasmic reticulum membrane; Golgi membrane. Gene Ontology annotation, molecular function: UDP-N-acetylglucosamine transmembrane transporter activity. The transcript is spliced from 7 exons. Gene Ontology annotation, biological process: transmembrane transport. Lineage: Eukaryota; Fungi; Basidiomycota; Agaricomycetes; Boletales; Serpulaceae. The coding region runs from base 165 to 1223 and encodes 352 amino acids.